Messenger RNA from Labrus bergylta (ballan wrasse), 990 nucleotides. RefSeq names its product odorant receptor, family 55, subfamily E, member 1 (gene or55e1). NCBI's taxonomy places the organism in Eukaryota, Metazoa, Chordata, Actinopteri, Labriformes, Labridae. The record is from RefSeq and is a predicted model, not a curated record. Gene Ontology annotation, molecular function: G protein-coupled receptor activity; olfactory receptor activity. Gene Ontology annotation, cellular component: plasma membrane. Gene Ontology annotation, biological process: G protein-coupled receptor signaling pathway.
AUGUUGGAGGCGUCUCUGGGCAGGAACUUCUCCCACAGCACCUUCGUGUUCAGAGGGUUUCCUGGGCUGCACAGACACCGCCGGCUGCUGGCGCUGCCGUUCUGCAUGUCUUACCUGCUGGUGCUGCUGGGAAACAUUCUGCUGGUGUACGUGAUCCACAGCGUGGAGAGUCUGCACAGCCCCAUGUACCUGCUCAUCUGCACGCUCUGCGUCGUCGACAUCCUCGUGGUGACCACCAUCAUCCCCAACAUGCUGCUCAGCCUCCUCUUCGGCUGGGACCAGAUCUCAUUGGCCGGCUGCUUGACUCAGAUGUUCUUCACUCACUUCCUGUCUUCACUGGAGUCCACGCUGCUCUUAGCGAUGGCGCUGGAUCGUUACGUGGCUAUCUGCAUGCCGCUGCGCUACGCCAAAAUCAUAGACACGUCCAUGUUUGUGAAGCUGCUGCUCUUCACUCUGGUUCGCAGCUGCUCCAUCAUGGCCACACUGGUUGGUUUGGCGGGUUCUCUAGAGUUCUGCAACUCCAACACGAUCCAGCACGGCUACUGCGACCACAUGGCGCUGGUCCGCCUGGCGUGUGACAGCACAGAGAAAAACAGCGCCAUGGGCCUCGCUGUGAUCAUCUGCUUUGUGGGCCUGGACAUCCCGCUCAUCUUCCUCUCCUACAUGAAGAUCCUGAGUGUCGUCCUGCGGGCGGCCGCCGCUGGCGAGGACCGCUGGAGGGCGUUUCACACCUGUGGCACUCACCUGAUCGUCAUGCUGUGUUUCUACCUGGUGGGAAGCAUCACGUUCCUCUCUCACAACCUGAACAUCCCCAUAUCAACAGACGUCAACACCUUCAUGGGGCUCAUGUACAUCCUGUUUCCCGCGACCGUCAACCCCGUCAUCUACGGCGUCCGGACCAAAGAAAUACGAAACGGGUUCUUUAGGAUUUUCAAACUCAGAACAAAGAAAUGGAUGACGGUGAAGGUUUCUCCUGCCCUGAAAACAUGA